Photinus pyralis (common eastern firefly) is the source of this 678-nucleotide messenger RNA. Its product is annotated as fatty acid synthase-like. The record is from RefSeq and is a predicted model, not a curated record. Lineage: Eukaryota; Metazoa; Arthropoda; Insecta; Coleoptera; Lampyridae. The transcript has 3 exons. Gene Ontology annotation, molecular function: fatty acid synthase activity. The coding region runs from base 58 to 663 and encodes 201 amino acids. Gene Ontology annotation, biological process: fatty acid biosynthetic process.
UUAAAAGGCGAGUCGCAGUUCCAUCGAUUUAGUUGAUCCUUAUCAAUUGCGCUGAAAAUGGUUUUGGAAAAAAACGGAGGUGUUGCACUCGCCCAUCCCUUGCAAGGCGAGGAGAUCGUCAUUACCGGGAUGUCUGGGCGUUUUCCCGAGUCGGACGACAUCUACCAGUACAGGAGAAACAUCUACAACAAAUUUGACAUGAUCACCAGCGAUAAUCGGCGCUGGUUACCGACCAACCCCGAGAUACCCCAUCGUAUUGGUAAAAUUAAUCAUCUCGAAAAACUGGACGCUGGCCAAUUCGAUUUGCAUUACUUCGAGGCCAACCAGAUGGAUCCCAUGAUCAAGAUUUCUUUGGAGAAGGCGUACGAGGCGAUCGUUGAUGCCGGUUACAACGUGAACGAGAUGAACGGUGCGAACUGUGGUGUCUUCAUAGGGUGCUGCUUUUCGGAAAGCGAGGAGGUCGUGCUUAUGGCGACGAAUGCCAGUCCGAACUUUGGCGUGACAGGGUAUGUGAUCAUUUCCAUCAUUCUUCAACUUGCUGUCCAUCUCUCAGAAUUUGUUCAUCAAACUUCGUCAAUGUGUGAAAGCCAGUCCCCACCACUCUUACUCUUCCCCCGCAUCUCUUCACCGGAACGACCUGUGCUGGUGGUAUACGUGUGUUGAAAGAUUAAUGUUAGA